This is a messenger RNA of Pristis pectinata (smalltooth sawfish), 1006 nucleotides long. Its product is annotated as snaclec bothroinsularin subunit beta-like. The transcript is spliced from 6 exons. Bases 109 to 648 code for a protein of 179 amino acids. Gene Ontology annotation, molecular function: signaling receptor activity. The record is from RefSeq and is a predicted model, not a curated record. Lineage: Eukaryota; Metazoa; Chordata; Chondrichthyes; Rhinopristiformes; Pristidae.
CAUAGAGUCCACUCCUCAGCCUUGGUUCGGGAAGGAUCUCUUCCCAGCACCUUCUUUCUCUGACUGACGACUUCUUUGUCUGCAACUCAUGGGUUUGAGGAAAGAAACAUGAUGCUGGUGUGGGUUUUGGUGCUGACUGCACUGUUUGUCAGUGAUGUGGCAGGGAGAAACAAUUCCUUGGAAGUGGAGGAGACUCAGAGGGACCUUAAAAAACGUGAAAUAGCCACAGGACCCUGUGAUGAAGAUUGGUUUUAUUAUACUCCUUUAAACUCCUGUUACCGGUUUUUCAGCCAACAACGGACAUGGCAGGAAGCUGAGGACUUCUGCAAUCACCACCCACAUUAUGGAGAGCUGGCUUCUGUGACCUCGAAGGAACACAACACAUUCAUUUCUAACGUGAUUGGCGCUGUGAAUGAAGACAAGCCAUUUGCAUGGAUUGGCCUGAAUGACAGAUGCAAGGAAGGGACUUACACAUGGAUUGAUGGAUCUUCAUGGAAAUACCGAAACCGGGCUCAGGAUCAACCUGACAAUUGGAAAAGCAAUGAAGACUGUGUGCACGUUAACUAUUAUGGCAAACUCACGGAUCAAGAGUCGGGGAAUAUUCAUGGCUCACGGACACUGACACAGAAAUAUAGAACACUCAGUUGACACUGAAAACAGAAAAUGCUGGAAACACUCAGCAGGUGAGGCAGCAUCUGUGGAGAGAGGAACAGAGAUAACAUUUCCAUCAAUGACCUUCCUGUUUCUCUCUCCACACACGCUGCCUGACCUGCUGAGUAUUUCCGGAAUUUAUUUCAGAUUUCCAGCACCUGCAACAUUUUUCUUGUGGACUAACAGGUAAAUGUUGGAUUUCUUUUCUCUGCUUUAAGUUGACGGAAUUUGGAAUGAUAUAUUAUGUGCAACGAAAAUUGGAUUUGUUUGCUCCUAUGAGCUGAACUUUGGUUAGAAGACUCCAGAACCAUCCAUUCUUCCAUUCCAGCAGUGGAUUCAGUGCCUUGAUUUCUCU